This is a messenger RNA of Rhineura floridana, 8727 nucleotides long. It is a transcript of the gene PLEKHG2, whose product is annotated as pleckstrin homology and RhoGEF domain containing G2. The transcript has 19 exons. Bases 324 to 5867 code for a protein of 1847 amino acids. NCBI's taxonomy places the organism in Eukaryota, Metazoa, Chordata, Lepidosauria, Squamata, Rhineuridae. The record is from RefSeq and is a predicted model, not a curated record. Gene Ontology annotation, molecular function: guanyl-nucleotide exchange factor activity.
CUUGGGGGGUGGUCCGGCUCAGCCCUCUCCCCACAAGCCCUAGCCGGGAAGGGCGGGGGGAGACAGAGAGAAAGGAAAGAGAUCUUUCCUGAGCGUGUGCAGUCGAAGCCAGGAAUGUGCUUCACGCCGGAUUUGAGACCCGAACCGUCUCCCUUGCAUUCCAGAAUACCGGGAUGGACUCCGCCAGUCUCCCCAGCAUGGCGGCGACGGCGGUGAUGGUUUGGACUGGGAACUGAGGAUCGCCCGCAUUGCUGAGGAUCGCCAGGAGAGGCAACGCGCGCGAGCACGAUCUGGAAGGGACGGGUGCCGGAGACCACAUCAACAUGCCCGAGGGAGCCCGCAGGGGUAGCACCAAGAAAGGCGGCAAGGCAGCAGCACCCAGGCCUUCCUCUGUCUCCUCGCUGAGUGGGAUUGGCUCCAACAUGGCCUCCGACCCCAUUUUGGGGAGCUGCACCUCCAUGAACACCGUGUGUUCGGACAGCGACCGCCCCGUCAGCCUCAGCUCCUCGGCCUCGUCCGCCUCCUUGCAGGACAGCCAGAGCGCCUUCGGCAGCAACAGCGGGCUGGGGGGCUGCCCCCCACCUUACCCACACCAGAAUGGCAGCGACAUCAGCCUGGAUCUCACGCCGGUGGCGCUUCUGGACGGGGCAGGGGAAGGCCAGGCCAGUUCCAAGCAGCACUACGGCUGGUCACCGAGUCCAGGGAGAGCCAAAGAACGUCGGGGGAAACUCUCUCAUCUGGACCGGGUAGUGCUGGAGAUUGUGGAAACAGAACAGUCCUAUGUGAGGGACCUCAGGAGCAUCGUGGAGGAUUACCUUGGGUGCAUCAUUGACUGUGGGCAGCUGCCGCUCAAACCAGAACAAGUCAGCACCUUGUUUUGCAACAUAGAAGACAUUUACGAGUUUAACAGCGAACUGCUGGAAGACAUGGAGCGCAACCCCAGUGCCGAUGCUGUUGCCGAGUGCUUUGUUCAAAGGAGUGAAGAGUUUGAUAUCUACACCUUGUACUGCAUGAACUAUCCCAACUCUGUCUCGGUGCUGCGGGAAUGCAUGGAGAACGAAUCCCUGGCCAAGUUCUUCCGUGAAAGACAAGCCACACUGUCUCACUUGCUGCCCCUGGAGACAUACCUCCUGAAGCCUGUCCAACGGAUCCUCAAGUACCAUCUGCUGCUGCAGGAGCUAGCAAAACAUUAUGACAAGAGCAGUCCUGGCUAUGAAGCGGUGGAAGAAGCGAGCAUCACCAUGACGGCCGUGGCCUGGUAUAUCAACGACAUGAAGCGCAAGCAGGAACACGCCACCCGGCUGCAGGAGAUCCAAGGGCUGCUGGUAGGCUGGACAGGGCCGGAGCUGGGGGCUUUUGGGGAGCUGAUCCUAGAGGGGCAGUUCCGGGUGCCCCGUGCACGCAAAGAGAGGGUCUUCUUCCUUCUCAGCAAGGUGAUCCUGAUUGCCAAGAGGCGCGGUGAAGCCUUCAUCUACAAGAGCCACAUCUUUUGCUGCAACCUGGCCCUGCAAGAGAACACCAAGGACCCAAUGAGCUUCAGAAUUUCCGACCUUUCCAUCCCCAAGCAACAGCACGUGGUCCAGGUGAGGAACCAGGAAGAGAAACGACUGUGGAUCCAUUACCUGAAGCGGUUAAUAGUGGAGAAUCACCCAGCAUCCAUUCCUCAGAAGGCUAAGCAAGUCUUGUUGGAGAACAGCUUCCAGGGCUCCCCAGAGGUCUUCUGUAGUCCAGACUCCCCAAAGAAGUCCCUGCCUUCCCCGCGGCUGGAUGAGUCCGUGGCGUGCGCUCGAAGCAGGCGGCAGUCAGACCCUCCGGAGUACAUGUAUAGCCCCGAAAGAGCCCGGCGAAGCUGCCCAAUCUUACUGCUGGAGAAGAGUGGUUCCUAUCGCCGUGGCCGCAGGCAAUCUGAGCCAACCGAAGAGUCUCAGGUCCUGUUUCAUCAGGCGAAUGUGACCAAAUUAAAGCACGCUGACAGCGAUGGAGACCUGUUCCCAGCCUGCACACUGGCCUGCAGCAGGGCGGAGACAGACGCCGUAGAAUCCGACCAGGACGAAGGGGAGGCGGACUUCUCUCUGGCCGAAGAGCCCAUCCCGACCAAUUUGUCCAUCACAGAGGAGAUCCUGGAAUUGCUGAGCCAGCGGGGCCUGGACAAGGAUGCUGGAAGGGAAGGGGCAUUUUUGGGAGAUGGGAGCCUGGAAGCGAGCAGCUUGGCCCCACAGGAUCCGCCCCAGCAAAACAAUCCCUUGGAAGGUCUGGAGGAGAAAGCGGAAGAUGCGGAGGAGGGAGGGCGUGAGUCCCAGGAGGAGGUGCCCUUCGAUGCCCCCCGUGUCCCACCCCAGAGAGACUCCAUCCAGGAGCAGCCGCCUCCAGAGCUUGGCCAUCCCUUCGCCAGUGACUCUUCAGAAGGAGAGCAGCAGGAAGCAGAGUCGACCGGCCCAUCUCCUCUCCAUGUCUUGGAGGACCUGGCCUUGGAAGAAGUCUGUGGAAAGCUGGAAGAGACCGGCGAUGCCGCCGGUGUGUGGCAGGAGGCAACAAAGAAGGAAAGCCCAUCCCCUGAGGGUCCUGACCAGUCAAACCAGCCAGUGCCACGCCUCCGAAGCGCCUUGGUUGGCAUGAGCCGAGAUGAGAAGAGGGCCGAGACGGAGGGCGGAGCCAAACGGGACUCCACAUUGACCAAGGACGAUUGGCUGCUGAUUGAGAAGAUCAAGAGCUACUACGAAGGGGUGGAGGCUGUGAAUAAGGUGCCAGGGCUGGAGGACAAGAAGGAGAGCACCCCUCCCGUGCCGGCCGGCGUGGUACGAGAGUCCAUCCUUCGAUUCAACAGCAUCUCGAAGCAGAAUGAUGCUCAGGAUUGGGAAGUGGGUGGUGGCAAGCUCAGAAAGCUCCGCCCACAGUCUGGCACCAGCUGCCACGGAAAUUCUAGCAGGAACCGGAGCCAGUCGUGUAACACCCAACUGCCUUCCUGCCCCGCGGGUUCUGAGGAGGAGCGGAGUCAGCUGCCCAUUGGCUUGGAACAUUCCAAGAGGGGGAGGAGCUGUUCUGAUGGUGGCCAAUCGCCCAGUGGCUCUGAGCAUUCCAGUAGCGGUGAAACCCAGUCAUCCCAUGCCUGCUGCAAGGAUUCUGAUAAGGGGUGGAGCCAAUCUGGUGGCAUCCAGUCAAAUGCCACCCAAAGCGUUUCUGGGAGAGAGAGAAGCCAUCAAGGGGAUAGAAGUGGGUGUGGCUUAGAGGAGGAGGAGGAGCCUACAGAGUCUGAGUUCAAAUCCUGUGCUGAGAUCCGGAGGGCUUGGCAGGAGAAGGAACGGAGCACCAUGGACACCCCGAGGAAAGGGAGUAAGGGGAUGGGGAGGGGACGGUACUCCUCCCCCGAGCCGCCAGUGUACGCUGAACCUCUGCGUAUCGUGGAGGAUUCAGACCUGGAGGAACCUCUUUUGGUUCCAAGCAAAGAACCAGAGGAAGUUGCUCACAGUUCAGGAGCAAAGGAAAGGCAGGCGAUUGGGGUUGCUGAUGGGCCUCCUGGCUAUCUCCCUUCACUGGACCUUUACGAGAACCCCGGGGACCCGUGUCUCCUGGAGAAUUCGGAGCGGAUCAUCAGCAAAGUGCAAGCCCUGGCUAAGAUGUACAGCGAGAAGAUUAGCAGGCUGAAAGCACAGAAGAGGAGGUUGGAGGGGCCAGGAAUGCGGCCCCGGGGGCCCCAUCGGAGGAGCCCUGGCAAGAGCCUGGUUGGGGUUCAGGAGGGGAGCCAAGGAGCCACCACCUCCCACUAUGAGCCGCAAAUCUACGGCCACGUCUUCAUUCGUGAGCCCCUCCAGCAUGUGGCCGCUGUCCAGGAGAACAUGCCUCUUGUUGCUGCCACUCGGGGGACUGCCCUUGAGCUGCACGCAGAGGGUCCCCGUCAGCUUCUUCCUCCAGAACUCCUGGGUCCCCUGAGGCAGGAAUUGCUGUGCCCCCAACCCUCGCCUGGCUUGUCAGGAGCUUCCCCACCCAGUGGCAGCGAGGGGGUUCCAGAAGCUGACCAAGGCAGAAACGGACCAGGAAGCCCUGAAUGUUCCCGGUUACCUGAGCAAGCUGUGGAUCCAUCGGUGACAGCAACUCCUGCCCAAGAGUGUGAUUUGGAGGAUCCUUCCCAACUCCCCAAAUUCACAACCAAGACUACACUUGGAGCUGCAAACGCAGAGGAAAUAGGGUCUGCAUGCAUGCUGGGCAGGGAGACACGGGAGGCGACACAGGCGUCUUCUGGGCCGAGGACCCAGCCGGAGGUUGCCGUGGAAAGAGGGGAGCCGAGCUUCUCCCAAAAUUCCCAGCAGAGCCUCAGGGACCUGGAGGCUGGAAACUCUUCCGUCGUCCCCGGCUCAACAGAGGAACCAAAGCCCACGUUACCCAGUUCUUUAGCUACUCACACGGCACAGAAUGGGCCUCCCUCCCUUGCAAGCACUGGUCGGCAGCAGCUAGCAGCCAGUGUUUCAAAGAGAAAAGAUUCAACCCCUUUCCUGGAGAACAAUCAAGUCGAGAAGGUCGAGAAGGUGCCGGGGUUGAGCAACGAAUCCUCCAAAGCACUGCCUGCGGUUCGCAGCUGGGUGACCCCAGAUCCUGCCCCCACCCCGGACCGUUCAGUGGUCAUGAUCCCCCUCCCGCUUGCUUCCUCUGGGAGUGGGGAGGCCUUGUUGCCUAGCAGCCUCUCAACCCCAUCACCCUGCGGCAUGGGGGGCCCUGCCUGGGAAUCCCCUCCCUCAACCCGUCCUGAUUUCCAGAUGGCGGCGGAGUCUCCAGUCUCUGUCCGAGAGCAGCGCCCACCGGCACCCCUUCCAAAGCUGCUUCCCACUUCGCCGGUCCGCAGGUGCCUCUCCUCCAGCGCCGCGGCCAUUUCCAGAUACAUCGCGGCCUCCUGCAUCAGUCAGAGCUUGGCCAAGAAAACUGGUGGAGCUCAGGACGAGGAGCUGCAGGCGCCUUUCAGGCCUCCUGCCUCGGCCCUCCCAAGACCCCCGGCGAACCCUUUAGCUCUGCUCCCCAGAGGGGCACCCAAGGCCCACGGCGGUGUGGGGAAACCCGAGGCCUUGCUGCCAAGAGAUGCUUCCCAGGCUGCUUCCGUUUCCCACGGCUUCGCCUCUGGGCCUCUCUCACCUUCCUGCCGUCGGGCCUUGUCAGCUGCAUCACAGGCCUUUGAGCGCUGUGUCCCCUUCUCUUCUGCCUCAGAGCCCAACUCCAGAGCGCAGUCCCCGUCCCCUGUGAAGCCCAGGCUCUGUUCCCCACCUCCAGCCGGGCCCCGAGCGUGCACCUUCACCCCCUUAUGUGCCCACCCUCCUGGGCAGCUGCCUGCCUUCAUUGCAUCCCCAGUGCCACUGACGCCAAACUCUGCCAUGGGGCCAACCGCUUUACCUCAGUUUGCCCAUCUGAGGCCCCGCGGCAACAGCCUACCCGACAGCGGGCUGACAGAGAGCCUGGCCACAAAUGGGGACCAGGUGUCGCUAGGGUGUGCCAAGGGGGCUCACCACAACAACCCUGGUCCACCCCCCCGGGGCUACCCUGGCUCUCAUGAACUCGGCAGCAUCAAAUGGCCGCAUGUGCCGGGCCUGUGUUCAAAGUAUGUGAGCAGAGAAUGUAGGUCGAGCCCCCAGAGGAGGCAGCCCGAGGGGGAGGACUGCCCCAAAUGGGACUCUCCCAUCACCAUGGACGCAGCCCAGUCCGCAGAGAAGUGCCAACAGAGGGCCAGUUAUUCCACCACCGUGAAUCUCCAGAUUGGUGGCAGCGGCAGAAUCGCCUCCUUUAGCAAUGUCCAGGUCAGUCUGACCCAUCCCCUCCUGGCCGCCCCAGAGCAGUCAAGUGGCAGGAAGGUCAACGGCAGUGCCUUAGAGAGGCCACACAAAACGUGAACUUCAAGUGACCACAGCUCCAGGCACCUGCAGGGCGCACUCCCAGAUCCUGCCCAGGCCGGGACCAGCCCUAACACUGCACCCAGAGAGGGGUGGCAAGGCAGGAAGGGUGGUAGAGCUGUCAAUAAGAGGAAUUGUGGCAGUGCAUUCAAGAGGUUGGUAAUGCAAAGCAACUCCGUUUUGAGGCUGGGGAGAGGUGGGUGAGACGAGGGAGCACCUCCUUGCACCUAACCUGCUGUGAUGGGAGAGGGGAGCAGCUCUCCUUCACUCCCUUCCUGUGCAGCAACCCCUGGUCUCGCUCUGUUGAGAGUGAAUAAUUAGUCCGGGUUUGAGUCAAUUUUCAGUUAAGUGCAGGUAGCAGCAGGGGAAGUGUCUUGGGCGCAGGAGGGAUCUUCACCAAAACAAUCAGAGAUGUUGUUGGGGUUGUCCUCUCUCUCUCUCUCUCUCUCUCUCUCUCUCUCCUUCUUCUCCUUCUUCUUCUUCUUCUUCUCAAUAGUUUUCUUUCCCUUCCCCUUCCUCCGGAAUCUGAACAGGUUCUGGUUUUUUAAGUAUAUUUUAGAUGAGUGAGUCAGGAAGGCAAAAGGCAACUUUGUUAAGGUUUGCUUCUAAAUAUACACAGGGACGGUGUUCUCAAGGAAUGUCGCAGUCCAAAGAGGUACCCUUCAGAACAGCCUUCCUGAACCUUCUGCCCUCCAGAGGUUUUGGACUAGAGCUCCCAUCAGCCCCAGCCAGCCCAGGGAAAGCUGCCCACGGCUGCAUACGCCCUGUACCUUUAAAGCACAUUCCCAGCCCAUUUCCCUUUCCCCCCCCCAGAAUCCUGGGAACUGUGGUUUACCUCUCACAGAGCUACAAUUCCCAGCACUCUUAACAAGCUGCAGUUCCCAGGAUUCUUUGAGGAGGAGGUGCUUUGCAUGUGCUUUUGAGGGGACUUCCUUCCAUUGCAAGAACUGUCUGUUUACCCCGGCUGUCUGAUGCUCGUUCUUCAAAUCUUGCCACUCCAUAAGAUGGCUUACCCUCCUCUCUCAUCAUGACCACAUUUACUUAAGAGGAACUUUGCCCGGUGCUUUUUGGAAGUCCAUGUGUACAGUGUCUUCCACUUUGCUCCUAUCCAUAUACUUGUUGACACUCUCAAAGAACUCCAAGAAACUGGUGAAGGAAGGUGUUUCCCUUGUAGAAGCCAUGCUGAUCCUUCCUUUUUCUUCUAUGUCCUUAGCAAUGGUACCCUUAAUAAAAGUUUCCACCAAUAUACCUAAGGCACAUGUUAUAAUAUCCUGGCUCUCCCUCCCUCCCCCCCCCGCCCACCAAUAUAUUUUGAAAAAAACAGCAUUGCGUUGAUUAUUUUCCCACCCUCCAUCAAGGAGGUGAAUUUCUGUGACACGUUUUCAGCAGCCAAUUUUAGUGAUAUUUUUUUAGAUCAGCAUUUUCACAUUUGAGUUCUUCAAGAACUGUCAGGUAUAUUCCAUGACUUGUUAUUUUUAAAUUUCUCAGACUUAGAACAUCUCUUGCCACAUCUACCUGACUUAUUUCUUCAGACAUUCUCCCCCCCCCCCAAAAAAAGAAAAUUUGGCUCUUGUGUGGAUAGCUGUCCAGAAUCUUCCAUCAACUGUAAAAGCCAAUGCAAGUCAUUCAUUCUGUUCUCUGCAGUCUCUCUGUGGUGGUGUUUUUUUUAAGUGCACCUUUUGCUCCUUUGUCAUCUAAUGGUCCAUUCAUCUCCCUGGCCAUUUUCUGGCUUCUGAUGUAUUUAAAUAAAUGUUUACUGUUGACCAUAACAGUUUCAGCAAUAUGCUCCUCAGAUUCUUCUCCCACCCCCGCCUCUCCAUCUUAUCAUCAGUUGACAUUGCUUGUGCUCAGUUUUACUCCUAUUCGGCCAAGACUUCAUGUCUUUUAUAGCUUCUUUGACUCUGCUUGUUAACCGCGCUGGCAUCCUCUGGGACUUGUUCAUUUCUUUCUAGCUGAGCUUUUAUUAUUGUGGUUUUAAAUACUCUCCAAGAAUCUGCAGAGAGUUGACUUUCUUGACUUUCCCUUCCAACGAGUCCCCUGAUUUUUGAGAAAUUUCCCCUUUUGAAAAACCUUUCAGUUGUUUCCUCAUUUGAAAGAACUGCAAGUUUACCGUGUUUCUUUUGUAAACAAUUGGCAAUGAAAUUCCCAGUCUCUUGAACGUGAACAUAUAUUUUUUUGUUCUCUUUUGCUGUAAUCUGUAUCAUCUGGCUCGGUCGUGUAGGGCAGCCAAGCAAACAUUCCAGUGUCUGAAUCACUCUUGAUGUUCUCCUUCUCAGUUGCAGAAAUAGCGAUGGGGCCAUUUCCAGGACUAAAGGAGAGUCUUCAUGCCAGAGGCAGCCUUGAACUCUAGGUCCAUCUACUCCAGCCCCAACCCAGCUAACGUUCAUUGUGGCAAAAGACCGCCCUUUCGCAACCUGAAGUUUUGGACUGUGACUCUACAGUCUGGACAGCUACAGUGGUGGCUGGCGGUCUGGUAGGGAGGAAGACCAGCAGUAGGGUGGAGCCACAGCCAAUGGAGAGCAGAGCCAACCCCCUGACUGGUUGCAAGUCAGAAGGCAGUCAAGUGGGGACUCGCUGAGGAUGGCCUGAGGUUGGUGGGCAGUGCCCUGUUUGCCUCUACUGCCCAGCCAUCAGAGCAGUCCGAAACAUCUGGAGGCUGCCAGACUGGGGAUGGCUGAGCUAGACAUGAGGAGGGAAAUAUGUGGCUCCUGACAGUGUUUCCCCUGGAAUGUGCGGAUGGGAAGGAGCUGGGAAGGUCUUAAUCUGACCUUUUACCAAUGCCCUUGGAGAGCAGGGGGUGCCUUAUGGUGGCGGCUGGUGGCUCCAUGUCGGUGAAGCAGUGGAAUCCGCUCCGGGUUUU